CGACACUGCUGCCUGCCUCAAGUCCUGGAUUAUUGAGGCGGCCAUUGAGUGAUGAUGAUAGUGAUGUCUACAGAAGAACCACCGACAAAUAGCUACGAAAGGAACAACUAUUACGAUCGCAGCAGUCGCCUGAGCAACAAUUACCAGCCAACGGCCGCCAACAGUAGUCUGUCUUCUGCCAGCAGCAGCAGCAGCGUUACACCCACAGGAGCCGCAGGAGGGGGUACGGGAACAGGAACAGGAGCAGGAACCACUGAUAGAUCGAGGAAUAGAGAUCGCCUGUACAGGAAUGGUUCCGCAGCCUCUACGACAGCAGCUAGUACAACGCAAUCGACAACAACGGCAGCAGCAACAGCAACGGCAGGAGCCGCGCCGGCGCCGCCACAAGCGUUAGGUGAUCGUAGCAACAACAACAAUAUACAACAUCAUCAGCAGAACACUCCUCGGGUGGUGGCACCGCAGUCAUGGUACGAAGCCGCCGCUGCUGCAUCGGCCCAAUUAAAAAGUCCUGGUGGCAGUGGCAGUGGAAAUGCCGGCGCCUCAGCAGCUACUACCACAGCAGCAGCAGCAGCGACAGCAGCGGCGACAGCCACAGCCACAGCUCAAGGUACAGCCGGCGGCUUUAUAAUGAGCAGCUCACCGAUCAAUCAUCAGCAUCAGCAGCAGCAGCAGCCACAUCCUCCUCCGCAUCAUUUACAUUACAGCAGCGCCAGUGGAGCGCCAUCCGUGGGAUGUGCCCCAAGCGCAGCCGCCACCUCCGUCUCGUACUCAUCACCCGCCCAAACGGCGACCACCGCCGUGCAUCGCAGUGUCGCCUAUGCGGGGAGUGCUGCGGAUGAUCGCGAUGCCAUGCGCAAGAGUCACCAACACCACCUCCACCACAACAACAACAGCAGCAGCAGCGGCAGCGGCAGUAAACUCAAUAAGCUGCUCAAAGGAGGAGCGACAGGACGCUGUGGCUCGGAAUCGCCAGGAGUAGGAGGAGUGGGAGCUGCAACGACGAUGACGAUGACGACGACAAGUACAAUCACAAACAAUAGUUUUAGUAAUAAUAGUUUAAAUAAUACAAUAACCACGGCAACUCCGACGAUGCCAACGAUUGCAUCUGAAACAUCUGUAUCUGCAUGUGCAUCUGCAUCCCCUGGAGGUGCGGCAGGAGCAGGAGCAGUGGCAGAGGGUAGUGCGGGCAGCGGAGGAGCAACCAGCGGCAGUGGCGGUGACAUUCUAAAUGUGGCCGCUGCCCUGGCAGCUGCCGUCGACAAUGGCACGUCCUCCUCUGCCUCUGCCUCUGCCUCAGCCUCUGCAUCCACAUCCGCAUCCGCCUGCUCCCUAGCAUCCGCGUCGAGGCCACACCAGCGACACCACCAUCAUAAUCAUCAUCAUAAUCUGCAUGGACGCAGCACCACCUCGUCAAGUCGGUCGCAUUCGCGUUCGCCGAGCAGCUACAGCAGCUCCCACAGCUCCUCGUCUGCGUCAUCGCAAACAUCGUCACAUUCGCACGCGUCCAGUCCGGUCCAAUCGGGCAUCCAAUGUGCAGAUGGUCGUAGCAUCUCCCGCAGUCUCCAGUCGGUGGCUGUCAACAGCACUGCUUCAAAUCCCAGUGGCAAUGCUGGCGCCGUAGCCAUACCCAGUGGCGGCUGUGGUUCCAGCUCCAGCAGCAGCAGCAGCUCUAGCAGCAGCAGCAGUGGCAGUGGCGGCGGCCACUCCUCCUCCUCGUGUCUCGCUGUGAAUCCUGUGGUGCAUUCCGAAGAUAAUCGCCCACUGGCGAUACGCGUACGCAACCUGCCCGCCCGUUCCUCGGACACAUCCCUCAAGGAUGGUCUCUUUCAUGAGUACAAAAAGCACGGCAAGGUCACGUGGGUGAAGGUCGUGGGCCAGAACUCCGAGCGCUAUGCCCUCGUCUGCUUCAAGAAGCCCGACGACGUGGAGAAGGCGUUGGAGGUCUCGCACGACAAGCACUUUUUCGGCUGUAAAAUCGAGGUGGAACCCUACCAGGGCUACGACGUGGAGGACAACGAGUUCCGCCCCUACGAGGCGGAGCUGGACGAGUACCACCCGAAGUCCACGAGGACUCUGUUCAUCGGCAACCUGGAGAAGGAGAUCACGGCGAGCGAGCUGCGUGUGCAUUUCGAGAGCUUCGGCGAGAUCAUCGAGAUCGACAUCAAGAAGCAGGGCCUCAACGCCUACGCCUUCUGUCAGUAUUCGGACAUUGUCUCUGUCGUGAAGGCCAUGCGCAAAAUGGAUGGCGAGCAUCUGGGCAGCAACCGGAUCAAGCUCGGCUUCGGCAAGUCCAUGCCCACCAACUGCGUGUGGAUCGACGGGGUGGGCGAGAAGGUGUCCGAGUCCUUUCUCCAGUCGCAGUUCACGCGCUUCGGCGCUGUCACGAAGGUGAGCAUUGAUCGCCAGCGGCAGCUGGCUUUGGUGCUCUACGAUCAGGUGCAGAACGCCCAGGCAGCGGUCAAGGACAUGCGGGGCACCAUCAUGCGUGGCAGGAAGCUGCAGGUGGACUUUGCCUCCAGGGAGUGCCAGGAUGCGUUCUACGACAAGCAGGAGAAACUGCAGCAGCAGCAACAGCAACAGAAUGCCGGUUCCUCGUCGCGUUUCAAUCGCUAUGAAUCCUCCACCCAGCAGUCCAGAGGACGGGCCUCCUCGUUUAGCCGCCUUCAGACAAACUCAAACGAUAUCUGCAACGAUACUGGCAGCAACACGCCCACGAGCGGCGGAGGCACCCCCUCGGCCAGCUCUGCAAUGCCUGCGCCCAGCAUCGCCUCUGCUAUUGCUCCGGCAACAGCAACGGGAGGCGCUUCGGGGCCGGGAGCUGCUGCCUCGACUGCCACGCUGCCAUCCGUGGUGGGGAGCAGCAACAGCAUAGGCAGCGGCUUGUCGCUGCCCCCCAUGUCGCCGGCUGCCAUGGCGCAGGUGCGGAUGCGAAUGGUGAGGAGUGCGAGGCACACCAUCGACUUUGAUUUCAACGAUGUGGCGGCACUGCGAAGAUUUCGCGGGGCUGCCAUCGGCAACAUGGAGGAGCCUCACGAUGCAGACAUCACAGCCACAACCAAAGUCGGCAGUCGAUGCGAUUCGCCAGUGAUUGCACGUCUGGGACCCGGGCCGCUCGGGAGUGGAGAAACCCCCAUGGAGGCGACGCUGAUGAACAGCACCAGCAGCAGCAGCAUAGGCGUGGGAGGAGCCGGUCGUAGACGUUGCGAACAACUCCUGCUCGAUGAAUGCCCGUCCAGUGGCGAUGAGGGGGGAAGCGUGGUCAGUCCCAGGAAGCGCAUCAAAAUGGAUUACCAUCACCAUCAUCAUUCCAAUGCCUCAGGGCUGGUGGAUCCCUAUCCCUCCUCGGGGGACAAGCAGCAGCCGCAACAGCCACCUUUGACCCCCCUAUCCAACUGUGAUGUGAUACACGAUCCCCUCAAUCGCAAGAGCGAGAUCCGACGAGUGUCCGAGGCGUCUCCUCUCUCCAGCAGCAACAGCAACAGCAUGAAGUUCCCUGGACAUCAGCCAUCGCCCUCGCCCUCUCUGAUGCUCAGCUGCCGCCGACCGUCCAUCGAUGCUGGCGCCUUCGCGGCGCUCUCCAGCUCCUCGGCGUUUCGCCACGGACUGACGGGGGCCAGCGGCAUGGAGCAGCAGCAGCAGCAGCAGCACAUGAUGAAUGCCUCGCUGGCCGCCAAGCGGCGGCGUGUCGCGCCCAUGCAGCAGCCACCCACAAUGGGGAACAACAGCAGCUCCGGCGGUGGUCUGCUGCUGGGUGGAGGAGUCACCGGGGUGACGCCACCCAACGAUGAGGCGUACCACCACCAUGUAUCGCGAGGACGCGGCCAUCAGCUACAUUCCCAUCACUCGCACGAGGCCAGCGGCGGGGAGAGUGCGGACGGAUCGCGGCCGGGCACGCCCCUGUGCGAUGAGCGGCCCGAAGUGCUGCCCUCAGAGCCACGACGCCUGCCCCCGCCGAGAGAACGAACGAGGGAAAGGGUCAGGGAGGUGAUGUGGCUGCCGAUGCCCAAGUUUGGCUACUCGUUCAUCCAGCAGCAUCGCAGUGGUGGAGGCACUGGCGGAGGCAGCACCGGCUGCUCGUCGAGCAGUGUAUCCAGCUACCUGCUGGGCUGUUCCUCGACAGCCGGUGGCCCCGCCAACAGCAACAGCAACUCUAGUCUAAGUGCAGGACUCGGCAGUGGAUCAUCGGCCUUCCUGCCGAGCCCCUCCUCACGCUACUGGCGAUCCUCCUCGCACCAGCAUCAACACCAGCAUCAGCAUCAUUCGCACCACUCGCAGCAGCAACAGCAGCCGCAGCAGCAGCAGCAGCAGCAGUCGUCCUCUGGCGCCUCCUUGGGCCUGAUGGCCAGCCCGGCGCGGCCUCGCUCGCUGAGCUCCAACUCGAGCGACUCGGAUGUGCCUGGACAUGCCGGAGGAAGCCCCUCGCUGGAUGAACGCCUCCGCAACUUUGAGGAGAACUACGAGCGAUGGUCCGGCGGCAGCAACACUCACCACAGCCACAGCCAUGUCCCGCAGUCGAGCAGCAGCAGCGGCAGCACAACGAUGCCCUCGUGGCAGCUCUCGAUGCACACGAAUCUGAGCGGCUUGAGCACGCAUCCGGCAAACUCUGGCAACGGCAACAGCAACAGCUCCAGCGGCACGGCCUCCAGCUGCCAUUCGGCGAGCAAUUCGCGCCACAAGUUCCUGGACAUCGACGAGCUGCAGCCCUCGGAUAUCGUCAAGUCGGUGCUCGCCAAGAAGUCCAUCUUCGACGACGAUCUGCAGCGGCUGAAGAAGAACCAGUGGUACGAUCCGAGCAGUGCGGACUUUGCCAUCGGCUCCACCGCGAUGGGAUCCACAUCGACAGCCUCGCGGCAUGGCCUGUGCAGUGGAAAUACCUCCCCAGCGCUGCUGCCCAACCUGGCGGCCACCAAGACGACGCCCAUCAUUGGCAACUGCACGCCCGUUCUGUCCAACAGCUCGACGAGCAGCAAGACGACGACGAGCGGACUUCUGCAGCGGCUGAGCAGCCUCUCGCCCAUGAACUCGCCCCAGGCCUCGAUGUCUCCCUACAACAGUCCCUCGCCCUCGCCAUCGGUGGGAGCGGCUACGCCGAGCGGGCAACUGUCCGCCGUGAAGCCCAUGGCGGGAUGCAGCAACAGCAGUAGCAGCAGCACCAGCAGCAGUGCCGCGGGCGGAGGAGUGGUUCCCGCGGCUACCGCUACGGUAGUCGCCGCUGCCUCGUCAUCGGCAUCGGCAUCCCCAGCUGCCACAUCGGGAGCCACCAAAGGACUGCAGUAUCCGUUUCCCAGUCACCCGCCUCUGCCAAACACUGCGGCGCCACCGCCUGCCGUGCAGCCAGCACCACCGCCACCACCAGAGACGGUGACGCAGAAGCAGCAGCAGCAGCCGGCAGCCAAGACGCCCGGACCGCCACCAACGGCACCCAACAGUCUGACGAAGAGUCUGAGUGUGCCCGCCGAGGCACUGCCGCCUUCACAGUCGCCCAGUGCCAGAGCACAGCUGCAGAAGUCUGCCUCUGUGCCGGGCAGCACGAAUGUGGGGACUACUACUACCUCCAGCAGCAGCAGCAGCAGCAGCAGCAGCAGCAAUGCCCCCUCGAGCUCCUCCAAUUCCACAUCAUCGUCCAACGGUAACAGUUCCUCAGCAACAGCCACCACAACACAUGUACAAAAGUCCCAACAGCAACAGCAACAAAACUCCAGCGAAGAGGAGCACAAGAGCAAGACAACCACCUCCCACUCCUCCUCCUCCCACUCACACUCGCACUCCCACAAGAAGAGCAGCAGUAGUGCCCACAGCGGGACAGGCACGAACCGGUCCAACAGCCUGGACAAGUCGCACAGCUCGAACCGAGCCAACAGCACGGACAAGUCCCACUCUGUGGACAAAUCCCACUCGGUGGACAAGCACAGCAGUGUGAACCGUUCCAACAGCAAGGAGCAAGCCACGGACAAGUCUAAUUCCACAAACAGAUCCAACAGCUCGGACAAAUCCCACGCGACGGCGACGACGACGACAACGAAUCGUUCGAACAGCACGGACAGGUCCCACAGCAGCAGCAGCAGCCGGCACAACAGCCGCUCGGAUGGCGGCGACAAGAAGGCGAAAAAGUCCGACAAGAGUUCCGUUUCAUCUUCGACGGGCUCCUCCGACAAGCGCAAGAAUUCCGCCACAUCCCAGUCCUCCAAAUCGGCGACUCCACGCAUCGAAGACUCCACGGACACGGACGAUCCUGGGGAGCGAUCCGAAAAGGAGCAGCGCCAGGAGCGGGAGAAGGCGCACCAGAAGGAGCGCCAUGAGAGGGAGAAGCGCAAGCAGCAGGAGCGAGAGGAGAAGGAAAAGGAGCGCAAGGCCCACCACCACCAGCCGGAGGACAAAGAGAAGGAAAAGGCUCAUCCAGAACGGAAGACGCAGACCCACCACCAAGAGGAAAAGGAAAAAGAGCGCAAAUCUCACCAGGAAGAAAAGGAGAAGGAGCGCAAGGCCCAGCAGCAGGAGGAGAAGGAGCGCGAGGAGCGCAAGGCCAAAGAGGAGAAGGAGCGCAAGGCUCAAGAAGAACGUGAGCAAAAGGAGCGUGACGAAAAGGAGCAGCAGCGAGUGCAAGAGCAGCGAGAGCAGGAAAAACGAGAGCGAGAGCAGCGUGAGAAGGAGCAUCGCGAGAAGGAGCAUCGUGAGCGGGAUCACCGGGAGAAGGAAAAAGAACAGUCCUCCCGACGAUCCAUCUCGGACUCGGAUCAAGAGUCCCGCAUGUCCAGGAUGCGCGAGAUGUCCUCGUACCACAAAAGCAAAUCCGAUGCCAGCUCCGAGGCCAGCAGCUUCUACGCGCACAAUGUCACGCCCAGCGCUGCCGAAUGCGAGCGGCAGCACAACAAAGAGAAUGCCGCCGAUGCCGCUACAGUGCCGCCCUCCUCGUGUCCCACGCCCACAGCGCACGAUGGCAGCAAUGCCAAUGCCGCCGCAGCCAAGAAUCGCUCGAGGAAGUCCUCCAGGAACUCGCCGGGGCCCCGCAUCCACAAGCGUCGCCUCAGCUCGCAGGAUAGCAACCACAGCGGCGGAGGCGGCGGCGCAGGUGUCGGUGGUCUGCACAACCAUCACGAUGACUAUGUGAAGCGGAUACGCAUGGAGAACCAUCAGAAUCCCCCCACACCCAGCCAGAACCAGCGGCUCAACGAUCAGCGUCACGACGGAGCCAAGGAGCAGCAGCAUAAGAGCAGCAACAGCAUCGCCAGCUCCAAGGACUGCGACCCCAACGCCAAGACAAACUCCAGUUCCUCGCACUCCAAGUCGCACGGCAGUGGCGGCAGCUCUUCCUCCUCCUCGAAGCAUCAUCGCAGGGAGAAGCAUCACUGCAAGAGCAUAGCGAGUGCCAGUGCCCCCUCUUCGAUGGAUGUCGUCACGCCAUCGAUGGAUGUGCUAGAGACCCCAAAGGCAGCCCUCAAGCAGCAACAGCAGCAGCAGCAGCUCGUCAACACCAGCGAGGAGGAGCAGCAGCCGCAGCCAAAGCGGGAGAAGGAGAGGGAUCGAGAGAAGGACAGGGAAGGACACCACCACCACAGCAGCAGCUCCUCCUCGCGCCACAAGAGCAAACGAGAGCGUGAGCACCAUCGAGAGCAUCAUCGCGAGAAGAAGCGCCAUUCGGUGGCCGAGUCCACCAACACCGAUGAGGAGCAGCAGCAGCAUCAGCACAUGCAUGCGCACUCGCAUCUCCAGCUGCAGCAGCAGGAGCUGCAGGAUCAGGAGCAGGAUCAAGAGCACCAUCACAAUCCCCACAGACGGACCUCUGCCGCUGGCAGUGGCUCGGCGGGAGAACUGAGCUCCGCUCCGACCAACACCUCCAGUGGCAAGGGGCAUCGGGAUCGGGAUCGCGACCGGGAGGGGCAUCAUCAUCACCAUGGCCACCACCAUCGAAGGAGGAGUGUGGACAGAAAGUCCUCGCGGGGCUCCGACGAGGGGCACCACUCCUCGAAAUCGUCGCAGCGCAGCAAGCUGAUGAUGCUCAGCUCCGCGGACUCGGACGACACGGACGAUGCCUCCAAGAAGCACUCGAUCUUCGACAUACCCGACGACUGUCCCAACGUCUCGAUGUACGACAAGGUCAAGGCCAGGAGCUGCAAGAACAUGCAGCGGCAGGCCGAGGAGAAGAAGAUCAAGGCCAAGUUCUCGCAGCUGAAGCAGUCGCGGGCCAAGAAGAAGCGCUCCACCAGCUACGACGGCGACUCGGACACGGAGUUCGAGGACCGCCAUCACCGGAACAGCGGCAGCAGCAGCUUCCACGGCCGACACAUCGGUCUCUCCAGCAGCGACGACGACAACGACGACGACGAGGAUGAGAUGAUGCAGAGCCACAGCCAUAGCCGCAUAUUCUCCGACUCGGACGCGAGAUCCGAGGGAUGCGAGGAUCACGAGGCGGUGGCCAGUCGCGUCCUCCAGAUGCAGCAGAAUCUGCGCCGUCUGUGCGACGGGGACGACAGUUCCGAGGACGAGAUACGCAGGAACUUCACCAAGCACAACCAGCACGGAAAGCGCAACUCGCACACGACGCGCAUUGCCUCCGAUUCGGAGUCGCAGUCGCAGCCCGGAGCCCCAGAGAUGGAGGUGCAGAUCAAGCUGGAGCCCCAGCCACAGCCAGAGAUGGAGAUGGAGCUGGAGCUAGAGCCAGAGAUCAAGCAGGAACAGCUGUCGGACGGCGGGGGAGAGCAGAAGAAGACAGAGACCGAGUACAAGUCGCGCCACGACUCGCACUCCUCGAUGGAGGAGCGCAAGCUGAAGACGGAGAUCAAGAAGGAGUAUGGGGACUUCUACAACUCUGCCGCCGGUGGGUGCUACUCCAAUGCCUACUCCGACUCGGGGACGGGCAAGACUAUCAAGGACUAUUCCCCGGAGACGCGCAAGAAGCACAAGAAGAGCAAGAAGCGCCUGAAGUCCUCCUCCUCCCGAGAGGUGGAGGCAGCCCAGCAGCAGCAGCAGCCACCGCCAUCUCUCGUUGUAUCCAUAGCCACGCCCUCGAUCUUCGAUGUGCACUCGUCCGAUUUGAAGGGGAACAAGUUUGUGGAUAGCCUGGAUGAUCUGAAGAUGGAACGGGAGCGAGACCAGGAGCGGGAGCGGGAACGGGAGCGAGACCAAGAGAGUGUCCUGCCCAUAUCGCUGGAGAUUUCGGCGAGCGAGAGGCGGAAGCACAAGGAGCGCAAGGAGAAGAAACGCGAGAAGAUGAGGAACCUCACGGCGGAGACAAACACCAUCGCUGGGUCUGCCACCACAGCAGCAGCACCACCACACAUGAGCAGCGGCAGCAGCAGCACACCAGCUGCACCGCCAGCAGCAACAGCAGCAGCAGCGGCUGUGCCGGUUCCGUCUGCCGGCAGCAACGAUCUCGGGGAGAAGCUGGAGAAGCUAUCGAAGGAAGAGAGGCACCGUUUGAAAAAGUCGAAGAAAUCCAAGAGUUUGGACAACUCCUCCUCUUCCGCGAGGCUGUACAAUGCCGCCUCUGGCAACAGCAGCCUUGUGGCAGCGGCAGCAGCAGCAGCAUCCACAGCGCCUGUGUCUGUGCCUGGGCCCGUACCCGUUCCUGCCACACCCACCUCUGCGCCAGCUCUCUCGCGAGACAAGACGCGGGGCGAGGACAAGAUGGAGUUCAUCUUUGGCAUCAUCUCGGACGAGGACGAGUCGCAGUUCGCCGACGAGCAGGCAGAAGGCGGAACCAAAGAGAUCUCCUCGAGAGAACCGAUUGUGUCCGCUGCUCUGCAGACCUACAAGCAGGAGCCACCAUCCACACCCACACCCGCACACACCUCCGCCAAGAUCCAGGAGAACCAGUUGCCCAUCAGCCCAAAGGAGGACCAGCCACCAGUGGAGAGGCCCCCUCGGCAGACGGGCGGCAGCUCGUCGUCCUCCUCCCAUGCGGACAGAGAGCGGCAUCGCAAGGAGAAGCGCGAGAAGAAGCGACGCGAAAAGUCCCAGCGCGAGCAGCAGCAACAGCAGCAGCAGGCGGCGAUCCAGCAGCAGUCCUCCUCGUCGAGUGCCACGAAGAUCGAGGACGACAACAGCGUGGACAUGGAUGAGGCGGGACGGGCCUUGGAGGCCCAACUGAUGGACGACUUUGACAGCAAGACGAUGCCCGAGGAGGCCACCCCCUCGACGGCCAACACCUACAGAUCGGACAUGACCGAUGUGUUCCGCUUCUCGGACAACGAGGACAACAACUCGGUGGAGCUGAAGCUGAAGCCCUCAUCGAUGGGAGUCCCGACCCAGCCGAAGCAGCCGCCGGCAGGCGAGGAGCAGCACAAGAGCAAGGACAAGAAGAAAAAGAAGAAGCGCUCCAAGGAGGAGAAGCAGGAGAAGAUGCUUCGCAGGGAAUCGAUUCCCACUCCUUCUCUGGGCCCAGGCCCGGGGCCGGGUCCUCCCUCGACGCCUGGCAAGCUGACGGUGAAUGUCCAGGCAGCCGCCAAGCAUGCGGGUGAGCAGAUGGACGCCACCAAGCAUCGUUCUGCAUCUGCAUCGCCUCCGCUGUGCAAGCCCUCGCCGAGUCUGCCCUGCCUCAUCGGAGACGAUGACGAUGUGGAUGUACCACAGCCACAACCACAUCCCCCCAAGCCUAAGGUGCCGCCGAGCACUCCCACCAGCACCGGCGCCAAUGCCAGUGCCAGCGCCAGGGGCAGCGGCUGCGACAGCCUCACUCCCUCGCGAGAGAAGCCACGCCUGAUCAGCCCCAUUCCCAAGACCCCGACCAUCACGAACUCCACGAGCUCCAUGCUGUCCACGCAGUCCGCGGAGACGCCAGUGAGCAGUGGAGCCGGAGCCGGAGCAGGAGCUGGAGCUGGUGCGGCGGGUGUUAACUCCUCGGCGCUGGCCACGACACCCACGUCCUCGACAACAGCCGCCGCUGCGGCCGCUGCAGCAGCCUCUGCUUCCGCGGAGAGCUCUCCCACGAGUGCGGCGCUCGGCAAGAAGAAGGACAUCUUCAUUCCCGGCUUCGAUGGCCAGCUAGACGAUAGGAUCAGCGAGUCGGCCGUGCAGUCCAUCUCCGCGGAGUUCAACAGCGCCUCCCUGCUGGAUCCUUUGGCAGGUGAGCCCAAGAUUCCGGUGGCCUCGCCACCGGGGGCCACUAAGCCACUGGACAAAAUUGAGGACAGCAAAUCCCGGGUGACCAUCUCCCAGGAGGAGACGGAGAGCGCCGUGUCAGCGCUGCUGGGCGAGAGCUUCGGCACCUCCUCGACGGCCGACUACUCGCUGGAUGGCAUGGACGAGAGCGAAAUGGAGCCGUCGGCGUCGGCUCUCGUUGUGGCCGAGCCCGAUGAAGAGGCCGCCCUGGCGGCCAAGGCAAUCGAGGGAGCCGUGGAACCACCAGCCAUUCUGGAAGACGAGCCUGAAGCCGAGCCAGAGCCAGAGACAGAAGCAGAGCCGCCAGUGGUCGUGGGAGCAGGAGGAGUCCUAGAUCCCGACGAGAUCAACAAGGCUGUGCAGAGUCUGAGGCACGAGGACAUGAUGGACAUCAAGGCGGACACUCCCCAGUCGGAGAGGGAUCUCCAGAUCGACACGGACACCGAGGAGAAUGAGAAUGCCGACGAGGCAGACAGCAGCGGACCGAGUCUCAAGAUUGAUGAGACCGUCCAGAGUUCAGAGACCUCCUCAUCGCCAGAGAAGUCUAUGUCGAGCAGCAGGGAAGCGGCAGCAUCCAAGGCAUCCCCAGUGGCGGAUCCACCUUCCAAGAAGAGUCCACCUUCGGUGAUCACGAAGCUGCCAUCUUUGGAGCAGCAGCAGAAGCAGAAGCCCCCAACAUCCGUGAUGAUCAGCGGCAGCUCGUUGACAUCAUCUUCCCCCGUGAAGAUUGAGCCGCCGACGAUCAGCAAACUGCAGCAACCAUUGGUGCAGCCGGUGCAGACGGUGCUACCCGCACCCUCGGCGAUGCCUCCUGCUCCUGCAAAGGCAGCGCCUGCACCUGCGCCUGCACCACACAAGACUCCCAUGCCCAUGCCCACACCCACACCCACGCCCACGCCCGUCAUCAAUCUGGAUCUGUCGAAUGUGAUGGCCAAUUGCUCGAACAGCAGCAGCUCCGGGUCUCCCUCGAUAUCCUUCGGGAGUCCCACGCCCAGCCAGAGCAUCCCCUGCAUGCCGCAGGCCUCGACGCCCAAGCAGACGCCAACGCAACAGCUGGCACUGCGCACGCAGUCGCUCAUCAUGCAGCCCCCGACCAUCUCCAUUCCAGAACAGACGGCGCACUUCAUGGUGCCCCACAUGGUGCUCUCCCCACAUCAUCCGCAGCAGCAGCAGCAGCCGACGGCGCCAGGUCCCAGUUACAUGAUGGGCAUUCGGGCACAGUCGCCACACAGUCCGCUGCUGUCGCCGGGACGAGGCGGGCCCCCCAUCAAUCGAGUGGUGGGCCAACUGAGUCCUGCGGGUCGUCCCGUGCCGCAGCAACAGCAGCAACAACAGCAACAGCAUGCAGUGAUGACAUCCCCGCAAGGCGGCAACAUGAGUCCAAUGGCCAGUCCCACGCCGCGAGUAGUGGCCACCAAUACCACAUCUCCCACCACGAGCAAGCCAAACAGCUACCAGCCGCGAGGACAACAGCAGCCACACCAGCAACAGCAGCCACACCAGCAGCAGCAGCCAUCGCCCAAGUCUCUGAUGGAUCUACACUCGCCGCAGUCGUCACAGUCGUCACAACUGAUUCCCAUGCCGAUGCAGAAGAUGCCGCCGAUGCAGGUGCCACACCACCCGACGAUCAUCAGCAAGGUGGUGACAGUGCAGCCGCAGCAGGCCACCCAAUCGCAGGUGGCAAGCUCACCGCCUUUGGGCAGCCUGCCGCCUCUUGGGCACAAGAGCCUCCACGUGAAUGCACAGCCACAGCCGCCACAUCAUCAGGCGCAACAGCAGCAGCAGCAGCAACAGCAGCAGCAACAACAACAACAACAACAACAGUUGUCGCCGCAAAUGAUGUCCAAGAUGACGGCAGCACAUCAGCAGCAUCAACAUCAGCAACAAGUGCACCAGUUUAUGCACCAGCAAAUGUUGCAACGACAGCAGCAUCAGCAACAGCAGCAGCAACAACAACAGCAGCAGCAUUUGCAACAGCAGCAGCAACAUGGACAUCCGCAUGGACAACAGCAGUCGCAACAGCAUCAGCAGCAGUCGCAGCUCCAUGGACAGCAGCAACACCAACUGCAGUUGACGCCCGCGCAGCAACAUCAGUUGCAGCAACAGCAUCCGCAUCAGGCGCCACAGCAGCAGUUGACUUCCGCGCAGCAUCAGCACUUCCAACAUCAGCAGCAGCAUCAGAUGAACCAACAGCAGCAGCAGCAACAGCAGUUGAACCAACAGCAGGCACUGCAGGCGCAACAGUUGCACAUCCAGAAACUGCAGCAACAGGUACAACAACAUCCUCCCCAGCAGCAGCAGCAGCUGGGUCCGCCGCCACCGAUGUUUUCACAGCAUCCGCCACGUGGUAUGGCCAACCAGCAGCAACAGCAACAGUUGGCACACAGUCCGCCGUGCAAGCCUGCAAAUCCAAUGGUGCACAGUCCAUCAUUGCUGGUGAGAGUGCCACAACCGCAGCAGCAGCAGCAGCAACAGCAGCAAUCGUCUCCAGGCGCCACGCAAAUGCAAACGCAUCCAACGCCGCAACUGAAUGUGAUCCAGAGUCCAACUGCCAAGCAGCCACUGAUUGUCCAGCAGCAUAUUGUGCCACCGCCAGCAGCACAAGCACCGACGACAGCCGCCAACGCGAAGAUCCACUAUCCAACGCAACAAAAUGUGAAUCCCAGUCCCAAUCUCAUCAAGGAGACCCCGGUGGAGGCAUCGGGAUCGGCAUCAUUGGCCAACAAGACGUCGGAGAGUGUUUCGGUGAUACGGACACCCACACCCACGACCAGCGGCAGCGGCAGUCCGGCGAUAAUCUCUCCAAAGGCAGCCAGUGCCACAGCCGGUGGCACAUCCCUGCUGACGGAGGAGAAUCUCAUCAAGAUCUCGUCGCAGCCCAAGCAGGAUGAACUGAUCGAGCAGGACUCCAAGGAGGUGGACAGCGACUACUGGUCCGCCAAGGAGGUGAAUAUCGAUAGUGUGAUCAAGAAGCUGGAUCCACGGGAGCCGCCGCCACCUCCGGCAGUCAUCAAGGAGAUGCCCCCGACAGUGGCAGUCGCGGUGGCUGCCCCAGUGGAGGUGCCACCCACCCCUACCAUACCCACGGUGACACCAGUGUCGACACCGCCUCCUGCUGCUACAUCUGCUCCUGCUCCUGCGCCUGCCCCUGCCCCUAUUCUAACGGUGAACGAUCACGACACGGAGGACGAGACGGAGACCCUUCAGAUGGCCCCGAAGCCCAGCACUCCGACUGUGGGCAGACCGCCGGGUCGUGGAGGCGCCAGCAAGCGUGGCAGACAGCCACGUGGCGCCAAGAAGCAGGGCGGACUCCCACUGACCACGCCAGGCGCUGCACCAGGAGCUGAUGCUGGAUUGGGCAUCGCUCCCGGCGACAAUGGAGUGCAGACUCGUCUAAGGAAGCCGGUGACGGCGCCUGUGACUCGCGGCAGGAAGGGUCGUCCGCCCAGGAACCUCCUCCUGCAACAGCAGCAGCUCCAACAACAGCAGCUGGCGCAACAGCAGCAGCAGCAGAAGGCCAUGGAAAUGGCGACACCCACAUCCACACCCACGCCCAUAGCAGCAGCUGUGGCAGCGGUAACGCCCAGCACUCCAGUACCGACGGCCGCGGAGAAGAAGGCCAGGAAUCAGGCGCUGACUCAGGCGCAAGCCUCCAACCAGGACGUUUAUGAGUUCAACGAUGACUCCGGCGAGGCUGAGCCCAAGGUCAAGAUUGCGACUGUGGUGCAGCCAGUGGAGGAUCAGCGGCCGCGUCUCAUUCUGACAAUCAACAAGUCGCAGCCGUCGAUCAGGAGCAGCACCGACGUGGAGCCACCAGCAGAGGCACAGGCACAGCCACAACCACAAUCCCUGUCACAGCCACAGCCCCAGGCGCACGCCCACAACGAUGCGACGAUUAGCGACAACUCGAGCGAAUCGAGCAACACGCGCAAGUCUCGCCGCCUGCAGGAGAAGGAGGAUCGCAGCACAGUGGACGACAUCAUCGAGGAUGUGGUGCGGAAUACCAACACACAAAUGGCCGCAGGAAUCAGUGCCGGAAUCGGCGCACAGACUCCUCCCCGCCGCUCCGGACGGAAUGCCCAGACGAAGAAAACGGAUCUCGUGAAUCCGCCCACCAAUGCCGUGGGUCGUCCCCGUCGCACCAAGGACAGGAAGCAAACCAUCUCGGAGCCGCUGUCGAGCCUGAUGGAGGACUCAUCGCAAUCCUCAUCAUCGCCCGCACCGCCCGCGACGCCCAUCCUGCAUGGCCCCGAGCAGCAUGCCGCACAUAUGCCGCAGCUGGACACCAAAGAAGUUGAACCCACAGCCGCCACGCCAUCCGCUGUUCCUGUUCCUGUUUCGCAUCCUGCUGCAGUGCCUGCAGUGCCAGUGGUGCCAGUGAUGCCCGUGCAUCCCACGAAGCCCACGAUACCACAGCAUCCGAAGAAAAAGGCGAUUGCCGCAGCGGAGAUCGAAUCGUAUCAGGCCAUCAACUCGUCGAUACCCAGUGGAGGGCUGCCCAUGCACCAGACGGCAGCUCCGGCCACGCAGAAGAUCACUGGAGGGGCAGCGGAUGCCGUCAGCAAGGCCCUGGUGGAUCCCGUCACGGGAGUUAUCACCGCGGGCAUGCCGCAGGGCAAGGAGGGCAACCUCCCGGCAGCCACGGCUGCAGCUCCCACCAACAGCAGCAAUGAGGCGGCACCGCAGAUGCAGCAGCAGCAGCAGCCACACCACCAACACCAGCAACAGCCGCUGCCACAGCAGCAGAUCAAUGCCACAGUGCUGGCUCCGUCUACGGCGGCGUCCAUCACUGCGGCUAUGGGCAACAAGACCGUGCAGCUGGAUGCAGCUGCUGCAGCGGCGCUGUUGAACAAACCCGUCAGCGUGUUGGUAAAGCAGCAGCAGCAGCAGCAGGGACAACCGCAGUUGGUGGCGCCACCAAAGCAACAACAACCGAUAGUGCUACAGCAGAAUCCACUGCCGACGGUGUUGCAACAUGCCCAGCUGAGCAACGUGCGGCCACCGCAGCCACUGAAGGCGCAUGUCCUGAACAGGGAAAAGAACCUCCAGCAGCAACAGCAGCAGCAGCAGCAACUGACGCCCACAAAGGCGCAGCCAGCGGUUGCAGGACACAUGCUGAUCACAGAUGCCGCAGGCAAUCAGCUGCUCCAGCCACAGAUCAUAGCACGCCACUUGCAGCAGCAGCAGCAUCUGCUGGUGAACGUGCCGCCACCAUCGGCACAUUCGCCACAUUCUCCCAGGAUUCAGGGGCAACAGCAGCAGCAGCAGCCACAGCAACAGCACCAGCAGCAGAUGGGAGCAGCAGCACCCAUGCCACAGCAACAACAGCAGCAGCAGACGCUGGUCAUCAAGCAGGCAACAUCUGCAGCACCACCGCAGAUCCUGCAUGUCGUAAGCUCCAAGGCUUCCGUGGUGCCGCAGCCGCAGCAGCUGCCGCCCACCUCUUCGGCGACAGGAUAUAUGCAGCGUGGCAACUCUGGCUACGUGCCGCCCACCGUGCUGGCACCUGCCACAUCCGCACAACAGCAGCAGCUGUACAAGCCACCGAACCAGCAGAAGGCCGGACCACCGCAGGGAGUGCCAGUGCAGGUGCAGCUGCCGCUGCCGCCGCACGGGAUACCCAUGCUACCCAAUCAUCCGGGCCUGCUGCUACAGCAGCAGAAGGCCCCGGCGCACCUGCAGCCGCAGCAGCAUCAGUUGACGCCUUCGCCGCCCUUGGCGCCUGGCAAACCGAAUCCCGUGGUGCACAGCCUGCAGACAGGACAGAUCCUGCCAGGGAGCGUGGGCAGUCCGCCGCCCGUCUCCGUGGCUGCAGUGCUCAAGUCGGCGCAGCAGCAGGCUAACUCUGCAGCAGCAGCAGCGGUCUUGCGCACGGCCAUUCCCAACAUCAGUCCGCAGGGACAGCCGAGGGUUUCGCCCCUGGUUCUGCCACCAGGAAUGCCGGGAGUGCCGCCCUUCGACACGAGUCUGCACGAUCUGGGUGCCUAUGUCAGUGGACGACGCACCCAGAGUCCGCCGCCGGCCCACCAACAGGCCUCGCCCAUAACACCGAACGAUUCCACGUAUCGGGGUGUGGCUGCGUCCAGGGACUUUAUGCUCUAUCAACACCAUUUGAUGCGCAGCGGCGACUACGACGACAAGAUGAUCAGCAACAGUCCGCCGUUGGAGCUACGGCGACCUGGCAGUGGACCACCGCGCACCAUUGCAGUGCCGCACAGCCUGCAGAGCCCGCAGGAUCGCACAGCAGCGGACUCCCCUCAAAUGGCGCAGGUCUAUGUGCAUAAUGCUCGCAUUCCCCAUGCCCACUUCAGCGACAUGGCCACGCGGGCGGGCUACUACGAGACCGGUGGGAUACAGCUGGAACCGCCGCCAGCCCAUCGACCGGCGGCUUCGAUCAGCGUGGUGGUGCCGCCACCGCCUGUCGGGGCGAGUGUCAGUCCAUUCCUCGGCCGGGAUGGCAGCAUGCAGCUGGAGGAUAGGGAGAGGGAGAUGGAGCGCAUGUCCAUGAUCGCAGCAGUCGUCAAUCAGCAGCAGGAGCAAAUGCCAGCAGCUGUUCUGCACGCCGGCAUGGAGCUGGCCGCCGCCCAACAGCAGGCACCGCCGCCAGCAAUGGCCCCGCCGCCGGGUGACUCGCUCGUGACACUGCUGCAACGCUAUCCCGUGAUGUGGCAGGGAUUGCUGGCCCUGAAAACGGACCAGGCUGCCGUUCAAAUGCACUUCGUGCACGGCAAUCCGAACGUGGCGCGUGCCUCACUGCCGAGUCUGGCGGAGAGUAGCACGCCGCUGCUGAGGAUUGCCCAGCGUAUGCGCUUGGAGCAGACGCAGCUGGAGGGAGUGGCCAAAAAGAUGCAGGUUGACAAGGAGCACUGCAUGUUGCUGGCCUUGCCAUGCGGCCGAGACCAUGCCGAUGUGCUGCAGCACUCGAGGAACCUACAGACCGGAUUCAUCACUUAUCUGCAACAGAAAAUGGCCGCGGGCAUUGUCAACAUCCCCAUACCGGGAAGUGAACAGGCCGCCUACGUGGUGCACAUCUUCCCGGCCUGCGAUUUCGCCAACGAGAACCUGGAGCGUGCCGCACCGGAUCUCAAGAAUCGUGUAGCCGAGUUGGCACACCUCCUGAUUGUCAUAGCCACUGUCUAAGGCACACACCAGAACAGCUAGGACAGUGCCAGGACAGUGGCUGCACCACCGGACUAUGACUUUGUAAAUCUCUAGGAUGCGACACUUUACCCAGACUCUGACAAAGAAAAACCACCCACAAGAACCAAGAACAGCAGCAGGCAACUACAAGAACUACAACCAACCAACAAAACAAGUUACGCUCUUCUAGUAUUUUAAGUAAUUUUAAAUAGCGAUUAAACAAGCAAAAGUUUAAAAAAAGCAAAGCAAAGCAAAAAGAACUUAAACAAGCAGAAAUCACAUGCAAACUUUAUUGAAUAAAUAAAUGCACGCGACGAAACGAGACGAGACGAGACGAGACGAGACGAGACGAAAAUUAGAUGGAAUGGAACAUUGUUGCUCCCAGAAUAUGUAUUUGAUUUGAAUAUCUGACGAAGAGAAUACAGAAUGUCAUGUCCAAAAACAGAACUCAAACAAAGCGAAAAGAUCCAGCGUUCAGCAACCACUUGUACACUUUAAAAGCAAAAGCAAAAUACGAUGAAUAUAUAUUUGUCUAAAUUUAAUUAUUUAACCUUCCCCUAAUUUAAUCCUUUAAAAGAAAACAAAACAAAACAAAAUGAAAAAGAAAAGAAAAGAAAAGCUUGCAAAGUAUCGUUAAGUUUGAUCUCAAGAAAAGAAAGUUUUAUUUUUUGCUUAAUUUAAAAUGAAAGAAAAUGUAAGA
This is a messenger RNA of Drosophila persimilis, 18937 nucleotides long. RefSeq names its product protein split ends (gene spen). NCBI's taxonomy places the organism in Eukaryota, Metazoa, Arthropoda, Insecta, Diptera, Drosophilidae. The record is from RefSeq and is a predicted model, not a curated record. The transcript is spliced from 14 exons. The coding region runs from base 52 to 18237 and encodes 6061 amino acids. Gene Ontology annotation, cellular component: nucleus. Gene Ontology annotation, molecular function: mRNA binding. Gene Ontology annotation, biological process: regulation of transcription by RNA polymerase II.